AGCCAGGGUUGGCCUAGAGGGGCCACUGCCGGAGAAGGUGGGAAUUGAGGCUUCCGCUCAGCUGAGAGGCAAGAUGGCCACCGCUGGGGGCGGCUCUGUGGUCGACCCGGGAAGUAGGAGUCUUCUUCGCCUUCUGUCUUUCUGCGUUCUACUGGCAGGUUUGUGCGAAGGAAACUCAGUGGAGAGGAAGAUCUACAUCCCCUUAAAUAAAACAGCUCCCUGUGUCCGUCUGCUUAAUGCUACCCAUCAGAUUGGCUGCCAGUCUUCCAUUAGUGGGGACACAGGGGUUAUCCAUGUAGUAGAGAAGAAAGAGGACCUGCAGUGGGUGUUGACUGACGGCCCUAACCCCCCUUACGUGGUUCUGCUAGAGGGCACACUCUUUACCAGGGAUGUGAUGGAGAAGCUGAAGGGGAGAUCCGGCCGGAUUGCUGGUCUUGCAGUCUCUUUAGCCAAGCCCAGUCCUGCCUCAGGCUUGUCUCCCAGCGUGCAAUGCCCCAAUGAUGGGUUUGGUGUUUACUCCAACUCUUACGGGUCACAGUUUGCUCACUGCAGAGCCUUUCAGUGGAACAAGGUGGGCGACGGCUUGGCUUAUGAAGACUUCAGUUUCCCCAUUUUUCUUCUUGAAGAUGAAAAUGAAACUAAUGUCAUUAAGCAGUGCUACCGAGAUCACAACCUGGGUCAGAACGGCUCAGCGCCGGCCUUCCCGCUGUGCGCCAUGCAGCUCUUCUCACACAUGCACGCCGUCAUCAGCACCGUCACCUGCAUGCGGCGCAGCUUCAUCCAGAGCUCAUUCAGCAUCAACCCAGAGAUCGUCUGUGACCCCCUGUCCGACUACAACGUGUGGAGCAUGCUGAAGCCUAUAAAUGUAUCUGGGACACUGGAGCCGGACGACAGGGUUGUGGUGGCUGCCACCCGACUGGACAGUCGUUCUUUUUUCUGGAAUGUGGCCCCAGGGGCUGAAAGCGCCGUCGCCUCCUUCGUCACGCAGCUGGCUGCAGCCGAAGCUCUGCAGAAGGCACCUGAUGUGACCAACCUGCCCCGCAAUGUCAUGUUUGUCUUCUUCCAAGGGGAAAUUUUUGACUACAUCGGCAGCUCGAGGAUGGUCUACGACAUGGAGAAUGGCAAGUUCCCUGUGCAGCUAGAGAACAUUGACGCGUUUGUGGAGCUGGGACAGGUGGCCUUAAGAAACUCACUAGAGCUUUGGAUGCACACAGACCCCAUGUCUCAGAAAAAUGAAACUGUACUAAACCAGGUGGAGGCGCUCCUGAGCACCCUGGAGAAGAGUGGCGCUGCUGUCCCUGCCGUCGUCCUCAGGAGGCUGAACCAGUCCCAGCCUCUGCCACCAUCUUCUCUGCAGCGAUUUCUUCGAGCUCGAAACAUCUCUGGCGUUGUUCUUGCUGACCACUCUGCUUCCUUCCAUAACCUCUAUUACCAAAGCGUUUACGACACCGCGGAGAACAUUAACGUGACCUACCCUGAAGGGCAGAGUCCUGAGGAGGACCUGAACUUCGUGACAGACACGGCCAAGGCUCUGGCAGAUGUGGCCACGGUGCUGGCGCGCGCACUGUACCAGCUCGCAGGAGGAACCAGCUUCAGUGACACCAUAGAGGCUGAUCCCCACACGGUUACCCGCCUGCUCUAUGGGUUCCUGGUUAGAGCCAACAACUCGUGGUUCCAGUCUAUUCUCAGGCCAGACCUAAGGCCCUACUUGGGUGAUGGGCCUCUUCAGCAUUACAUCGCCGUCUCCAGCCCCACCAACACCACUUACGUUGUACAGUACGCCUUGGCCAACUUGACCGGCAAGGUGAUCGACCUUACCCGGGAGCAGUGCCAGGACCCAAGUCACGUCCCCACUGAAGACAAGGAUCUAUACGAGUAUGCCUGGGUUCAGGGCCCUCUGAACGCCAAUGAGACGGACCGGCUCCCCCGGUGUGUGCGCUCCACUGCACGCCUGGCCAGGGCCCUGUCCCCUGCCUUUGAGCUGAAGCAGUGGGGCUCCACCGAGUACUCGACAUGGACCGAGAGCCGCUGGAAAGACAUCCGCGCCCGGAUAUUUCUGAUAGCCAGCAGAGAGCUGGAGAGAAUCAGAGCCAUGGCCCUGCCUUCAGGAUGCUUCAAAUCUAAGUCAAAAAUGCAAAAGCAAGGACAGAGUUUAUCACCCUGAUAGUGGGCUUCGGCAUCCUCGUCUUUUCUCUCAUCGUCACCUACUGCAUCAAUGCCAAAGCCGAUGUCCUUUUCAUCACUCCCCGGGAACCAGGAUCUGUGUCUUACUGAAGAGGACCCCAGCUUUUCCUGCCAGCUCUGCAGUUCGCUUCCUAGAUCAUCUGUCCCGCUGGGACAUCAACCACUAGUUUGUCAUGGAACCUCUCUGGGCCUGGCUCAGACUUAACUUUGACAUAAAGCGGAACUGCCCAAAAGAGACAGUGAGAAAUAAUCGAGUCACCCACCGCCCGCAUCUCCCCUUUCCUGUCUGCUCUUCGCUCUUCCUUAUUCCUUGCCCCUGCCUGAUCCUGGGAUGACAAAUAGAAGCUUCCUGCUCCUUCUGACUCCUGCCCCAUGGUGGUUUAGAGCUCCCUGCCCUAACUUUCCCCUCUUCAGCGUCUCCUUUCUCUCCCCAUCCUGCGUUGUUCCUAUCCAUGCUCCCUGCUACCCCCGCUCCCUUCCUGACCAGGAAGGACGUGAAGGGUUGAAUGCCAGGAGCAAAUGACAAGGAAGCCCUCAGGAGGACAGGGCCAUCUGCGGGCUGAGCCUUCUGUCUCCCUCCAGCUGUCCUGUCUCCAGGCCCUUAGAUGGCGCGUCAGGCUGGGUGUGCUGCGGGUGGGUAUCCCACCUCCAGCCCACAGUACUCAGUUGUAAUUUUUAUUACGCUGUAAUAUCUGUUUUUGUUUUUGUUUUUCCUUUGUAUGUGUGUGUGUAUGUAAAUAUAUAAAUAGCAAGUUUCAUUAAAACAGACUGCCCCACACAA
Molecule: messenger RNA, 2965 nt
Organism: Dama dama (fallow deer)
Lineage: Eukaryota; Metazoa; Chordata; Mammalia; Artiodactyla; Cervidae
Gene: NCSTN
Product: nicastrin
Exons: 18
Coding region: 74-2164 (696 amino acids)
Biological process (GO): Notch receptor processing; protein processing
Cellular component (GO): membrane
Source: RefSeq, a predicted model, not a curated record